This is a messenger RNA of Aureobasidium musti, 2031 nucleotides long. The record is from the annotation of a GenBank genome assembly. NCBI's taxonomy places the organism in Eukaryota, Fungi, Ascomycota, Dothideomycetes, Dothideales, Saccotheciaceae.
AUGGCUCCUACCAACGAGCGCCCGCGAAGACAGCGCCGCUCAUCUAACGUCUCCAACUCGUCCUUCUCAUCCACAUCCCCCGAACGCGAAGUCGACGAUGACAACGACUCCUUCAUGCUACAGCCCAACGACUCGCAAUCGUCAGUAGCUGCCUCACUCGACCUCAUGGACGACGUCAAUUUCGAAGAACGAUGCCGCCUUUCUCCCGUCUACCGUCUGCCUGCCGAAUUACUCAUUGCAAUCUUCGGCCGUCUCGCAUCCACAAAAGACCUCAUGUCAUGCAUGCUCGUGUCCAAGGAUUGGGCACGAAACAGCGUCGCCCUGCUGUGGCACCGUCCACAAACCAACAACUGGGCCAGCAUACACAGCGUCGUCAAGUCAAUACGCAAGACUGAACGCUUCUUCGCCUACCAGGAUCUGGUCAAACGCUUGAAUCUUUCCACUCUGGCUUCACAAGUUAGCGAUGGCACCUUGAUGGGCUUGACUGCCUGCAAACGUAUCGAGCGUCUGACUCUGACCAACUGCGCCAAAUUGACCGACCUGAGUCUGACCACUUUGAUCCAUGGAAACCGCAGCCUGAUAGCACUGGACGUCACUCAACUCGAUCAACUCACCGAUCGCACCCUUGAGCUUGUCGCUCGCAACUGUGUCCGCCUACAAGGUCUCAAUAUGACUGGUUGUCGGCGUCUCACAGACCAAUCUCUGGUGCAAAUAGCCCAGAAUUGUCGUCAACUCAAGCGUUUGAAGUGCAACAGCUGCGCCCAACUGACCGAUAUUUCGAUGCUCAGCGUUGCUCAGAACAGCUCACAUCUGUUGGAGAUUGACCUUUAUGAUUUGCCACUCCUGGAAUCAGAAUCCAUCACUGCACUCCUAACUGAAUGCCGUCAGCUACGUGAAUUGCGGCUGGCCCGUUGUCCACUCAUUACCGACCAGGCUUUCUUGCAGCUGCCACCCAAGGCUGCUCCUUUUGACGCCUUGCGUAUCCUUGAUCUUACUGACUGUCAAGAGCUCACUGACAAAGCCAUUGACAAGAUUGUGCAGACUUGCCCCAAGCUGCGUAAUUUGAUUCUUGCAAAGUGCAGGCAGCUCACCGACAGAGCCGUGUGGGCCAUCACCAAGCUCGGCAGAAAUUUACACUACAUUCAUCUAGGCCACUGCGCCCGUAUCACUGACGCAUCCAUAAUCGCCCUGGCCAAGUCGUGUACUCGUAUUAGGUACAUCGAUCUCGCCUGCUGUAGCAAUCUCACCGACCAGAGCAUCACUCAAUUGGCCAACCUUCCCAAGCUUAAGCGCGUUGGUCUCGUCAAGUGUGCCGGAAUUACUGACAGAAGUAUCCAUGCUCUUGCUACCUAUGGUGGUCGUGUCAUGCAGAAGCCUCGUGACCGUCAACACAAUGUCAGCGCUCUGGAACGUGUUCACUUGAGCUACUGCACCCUUCUUACUCUCGAUGUACGUGUUCAAGCCUUCCUCCGCGACGAUCUCACUGUUUUCUGCCGUGAAGCCCCUGCCGAAUUCAACGAUCAUCAGCGUGAAGUCUUCUGCGUCUUCUCGGGCAAUGGUGUCAUUCGCCUUCGUGAAUACCUCAACCGUGCUAGUGGUCCUGGCUUGGAGACUGGCAUGGUCAACGACUCUGACGAUGAUGGCGAUGGUGCUACUCUCCGCAAUCUUCCUCUUCCUCCGCCUCCACCUCCUCACCAUCCCAACCUCAUUCACACAUGGCACAAUCCAGCCUUCCAAAAUCACAAUGACCAAGACAUCGAGGACGAAGAUAUGGAAGAUGAUCAUGAUGGAGUCGACACGCCGAACGAUGGACAUGGAUUUGGUAUCAUCGACGCUGCGGUGCAUGGUCAUAUGCUCAAUUUGGACGUUCACUCAACACCAGCAAACGACCCUCACCAGAUGAUAGGCGGACCCAGCACACAUAAUCAUGGCGGUGCAUUGUGGGCUGGUGGCAGCGGCGAGGCUCAACAUGUUACUGGCAUGAUGAGCGCAGCCAUGCUUGACGAUGUUGAUGAGGACACACCUCAGUGA